UCAUUUCAACAAACUCUACAUAGAAAACGACAUCGUUUCAAAUGCAGAAUUACGAAAAACGACAGUUUCAACUAAGUCGUUUGGAUGCAGUACAAGCUUUCAGGGCAAGUUUAGAUAUAUCAGUCAUCGUCCUAGUUAGUUAGUGAUGUAUUUCCCGCCUUUUUACUGGAGAAGCUUGUAAUUAGGGUUGAAAUAAUCACACACAUCUCAUCUUCUCCUGGUCUCCAAAGAGAGAAUCUCUGCCAAACCAGAAGUCGAAAUCUCUGACCAAAACUCAGAGCUCUUCAUUGCUAGAAGAAUUCGGAAGGCAUACAUAGUUCGAUAUUGUGAAGUGUACCCUUUAGUGUUCAAUCAAAUGGCGCCAGCUCCCAAAUCUGAUAGCGCCGAAGCGAUCGUCCUCAACUUCGUGAACGAGCAAAAUAGGCCGCUUAAUUCACAAAAUGUGGCUGAUGCUUUACAAAAGUUUAAUCUCAAGAAGGCUUCAAUACAAAAAGCCCUGGAUAAUCUGGCUGAUGGUGGGCGGAUUUCCUUCAAGGAGUAUGGUAAGCAGAAGAUUUAUCUUGCUCGCCAAGACCAAUUCGACAUCCCGAAUACCGAAGAGCUUACUCAGAUGAAGGAAGAAAAUGCUAGAUUGCAGAAGCAACUUGAGGAAGAAAAGAAAGCCAUUGGCGAGGUUGAAGGAGAAAUCAAAAGUUUGCAGUCAAAUUUGACACUGGAACAAAUACUUGCAAAGGAAGUAAAACUAAGAAUGGAGGUUAAGGAAAUGGAGGACAAACUGGAAAAAUUACGUGGUGGAAUUACAUUGGUGAAGCCAGAAGAUCGUGAGGCUAUUGAAAAAUUGUACUCUGAAAAAAUAAGUCAAUGGAGAAAGCGUAAAAGGAUGUUUAAAGAUUUGUGGGAUGCUAUUACUGAGAACUCACCAAAGAAUCUCAAGGAAUUCAAGGAAGAACUUGGACUUGAAUAUGAUGAAGAUGUUGAUGUGAGUUUACAGUCAUUAGGUGAGCUUCUACAACGUGGUAAGAAGAGGCUGCGAGGCCAGUGAAUUUUUGUUUGAAGUCUUAUCUUAGCUAAUUACACAGAAACAAAUAUAUAGUUCUUUUUUUGCUUUUUUCAUUAGUAAAAAAUGCAGAUUAUGCGUUGUAUUAGCUUCAUAGCUUGUAUAUUGGAGUUUCAGAAUCCUAUAUGGUUAACCUUUUAUGUAUGUUAGAGGCUCUUAACUGCUAGAUGAUUAAUGAAAAUGGUUUCCCUUUUAUGUA
Messenger RNA from Cannabis sativa, 1256 nucleotides. RefSeq names its product homologous-pairing protein 2 homolog. Gene Ontology annotation, molecular function: recombinase activator activity; double-stranded DNA binding. The record is from RefSeq and is a predicted model, not a curated record. Gene Ontology annotation, cellular component: DNA recombinase auxiliary factor complex; condensed nuclear chromosome. The transcript is spliced from 6 exons. Gene Ontology annotation, biological process: meiotic strand invasion involved in reciprocal meiotic recombination; meiotic joint molecule formation; homologous chromosome pairing at meiosis. Bases 356 to 1042 code for a protein of 228 amino acids. NCBI's taxonomy places the organism in Eukaryota, Viridiplantae, Streptophyta, Magnoliopsida, Rosales, Cannabaceae.